AUGAAUUCCGCAACGGCACAGCCUGCACAGCCGCUGGUCAAUGCUGUGAACAUGCAACAGCAGCAGCAACAGCAGCAGAAACUGGGUCAACCAAACUCACAAGAAAAUAUCCAGAUCCAACAAGUCCAACAUCCACCUCUCGACCCGCUAACACAGUCCACUGCAGAAACUUGGCUGUCAAUUGCAUCAUUGGCAGAAACUGUAGGCGACACCGAUAGGGCCGCUAUGGCGUAUGACACCACUUUACAAUACAAUCCGGCUUCAACUAAAGCAUUGACCUCAUUGGCACACUUGUACCGUUCAAGAGACAUGUUCCAAAGAGCUGCCGAACUGUACGAACGUGCUUUGUCUGUCAAUCCCGAACUUUCUGAUGUUUGGGCAACUUUAGGUCAUUGCUAUCUGAUGUUGGACGACUUGCAGAGAGCCUACAACUCGUACCAACAGGCGCUGUACUAUUUAUCAAAUCCAAAUGUGCCCAAGUUAUGGCAUGGAAUCGGUAUCCUAUACGAUAGAUAUGGUUCUUUGGAAUACGCAGAAGAGGCCUUUGCUAAAGUUUUGGAAUUGGAUCCAAAUUUCGAUAAGGCAAAUGAAAUCUAUUUCAGAUUGGGGAUCAUUUACAAACACCAAGGUAAAUGGACCCAGGCUUUAGAAUGUUUUAGAUAUAUAUUACCACAACCUCCUUCACCACUGCAAGAAUGGGACAUUUGGUUCCAAUUGGGUUCCGUCCUGGAAAGCAUGGGUGAAUGGCAAGGUGCAAAAGAAGCCUACGAAAAUGUAUUGGUCCAAAAUGAACACCAUGCAAAAGUUUUACAACAACUAGGUUGUCUAUACGGUAUGAACAACACCCAGUUCUAUGAUCCACAAAAAGCAUUGAACUUAUUGUUGAAGUCGCUAGAGAUUGAUCCAUCAGAUGCUGCUACUUGGUACCACCUAGGUCGUGUUCAUAUGAUUAGGGCUGAUUACACCGCUGCUUAUGAUGCUUUCCAACAAGCUGUGAAUAGAGAUUCAAGAAAUCCAAUCUUCUGGUGUUCCAUCGGUGUAUUAUAUUAUCAAAUCUCUCAAUACAGAGAUGCUUUAGAUGCAUACACCAGAGCUAUUAGAUUGAAUCCUUACAUCAGUGAAGUUUGGUACGAUUUAGGUACCUUAUAUGAAACUUGUAACAAACAACUAAAUGAUGCUUUGGAUGCCUAUAAACAAGCUGCCAGAUUAGAUCCAGAUAACGUUCACAUCAGAGAAAGACUAGAAUCAUUAGCACAACAGUUGCAGAAUCCAAACAAUGCCCAACAACAAGCUGGCCAACAUCCAGGCGCACCUGGUCAGACCAACGACAUAGCUAAUGCUCCUGUAAUGUUACAGCCAACUUUACAAUCAAAUGAUAGAGUAAAUCCAUUGAAUGUAAGACCAUUAUCUCUACAACAGCAACAACAAGGUGUAUAUGGUCAAGUUCUUGAGCAGCAUACAGAACAAGCCUACGCUCAACCACUAGUAGACGUUAAUGGUGAAUUACAAGGAUUACCAAUUCAACAAGUUCAGCAAAUGAACUUACAACAAAUGCAACAACAGCAACAGCAACAGCAACAGCAACAACAACAACAACAACAGCAACAACAACAACAACAACAACAACAACAACAACAACAACAGCAACAACAACAAGCUCAACAAGCUCAACAAGCUCAACAAGCUCAACAAGCUCAACAAGCUCAACAAGCUCAACAAGCUCAACAAGCUCAACAAGCUCAGCAAGCUCAACAAGCUCAGCAAGCUCAACAAGCUCAGCAAGCUCAACAAGCUCAACAAGCUCAACAAGCUCAACGAGCACAAUUGCAUCAAUUACCACCAGCACCAGUUUUACAGCAGGAACAGGCUAAUGCUCCUCCAGUAGCUCUUGGUUCUACCAUGGUUCCUCCAUUACAAACAACGCAAAUUGCACCAAUAUCCAUUCCAACUAGCGUUCCUGGCGCUUCUGAGUCAGUAACUGCACCAUCUAUUCCACCUAUUUCUAUGGUUGAUCACGAAAAGAUGCCUGCCCCACAAUUGCAACCUAUUCAAGCUUCAACAAUUCAACAACCAACAGAACCUGUAAAGACCGAAACUGAAAACGAUUCUGAUGGUUCAUCUAAUAAGAGAACUGUUGACGAUGGUAUUAAUACUUUGGUUAAUGCCGCUGUCAGUUCAGAAUCAGCCAAGACCUCAACUGAAAAAUCUGAGGAACCAUCUCAAAAGAAACUGAAGAGAAGUUCUCCAGUCACUGUCCCUGCUGAACCGUACAGCUUCACCAGGUGCCACAGGACUACCGUUGAAGAAUUGCCAAUAGAACCUAAACCGGUUAUUGAAGCUACAGUUUUACCUCUAGCAAUUGAAUCCGCUGUACCAGUUGCUGAAACUGUCGCUCCAGUUGGGGCUGCAACCCCAGUUGUAGAUGCUGCUGCCCCAUUUGUUGCAUCCGAAACACCAGUUGUAGAAAGCGCUACGCCAAUCGUAGAAAGUGCUACCCCAGCGGCUGAAGCUUCUGCUCCAAUUACCGAGACUGCUGCUCCGACUGUCACAUCUGUCACUCCAGUUGCAGAAUCUACUGCUACUGUCAAUGAAAGCACUUAUACUGCUACUGAAACUGUUGUAACUUCGAAUGCUGAUUCUUCUGUAACUACUAGCAUACAAGAAAAGAAAGUUGAUGAAUCUAUUUCUCAGGCUGUCCAAGAGGAAACAAAACUUGCUGAAGAAGGUAAAACCGAAUCUGUCGAUUCUAACACUGUUCCAGAUUCUAACACUGAUGAUAUUCCAGCAACUAUCGAGGUGACUAAAGCCGAACCAGAGACUAAGAGUUCGGAGAAUAUAAAAGAAACUCCAGUACACGCCGAGACUUCUACUACAUCUCCAGUUGCGCCAGCCAGUGAAAUAGCAGUAACAAGUGAAGGAGAAAAGAAGAAAGAUGAAGAAGCCAAAGUUGCCUCAGAACCUACUAUCAAGCCUACUGCGGAAGCAUUAGAAAAGUUGGAAGAAGAAGCUAAACUACGUGAAGAAGAUAAUUUAGAAAAAGAAGUUGCUUCUGAACAGAAACCAACAAAAGAGUCUUUCCCAAAGGAGAAUGCUGUCAGAGAGGUCGAAGAGGAUGAGAAUUACGAUGAGUAA
Tetrapisispora phaffii CBS 4417 is the source of this 3132-nucleotide messenger RNA. RefSeq names its product transcription regulator CYC8 (gene CYC8). Lineage: Eukaryota; Fungi; Ascomycota; Saccharomycetes; Saccharomycetales; Saccharomycetaceae. The record is from RefSeq and is a predicted model, not a curated record. Gene Ontology annotation, biological process: regulation of gene expression. Gene Ontology annotation, molecular function: RNA polymerase II cis-regulatory region sequence-specific DNA binding; protein binding; chromatin DNA binding. Bases 1 to 3132 code for a protein of 1043 amino acids. The transcript has a single exon.